UAGAAUGGUGGCAGCCAUGGGGUCCAACAGCGCUUCCCUACUUGAAGUGGCUGUUCGAAGUUUACAGCGUGUCAUGCUGCAACGUCUGUCUCUUCACGCUGCUACUCGUGGAGCAGUCUCUGCACGUCGCCUGCGUCGUACUGUUUGCCGAGGUAUCCUGGCGGUUCGAGUUUUGGCGGUUAAAAAAGCACAACGGCAGUCAUAUGUCUGCUUUUGCGAAACUGCACACUUCGGUGCUAGCAUCGUGCAGUGAAGUGAACUCGGUGUUUGGUCUGCUCCUCCCACAGUACUUGCUGGUGAGCGUGGUCAUGUCCAUGCUAAGCACUGUUGCCCUCAUUCUUUCCGAUGGAGCACCCGACGGGUUCGCCUCGACGUGCGCUCUAUACCUUUUUGUAUUUUUCGUACCGAUGUGUAUUGUUGGUCAGCAAAUCGAGGACGCAAGUCGAACUGUGUCCGUCGCAGCCUACCGUGGUCCUUGGUUGGAGGAAAACACGGCGACUCGCCGCCUCCGGCUCAUCGUCAUGGCGUCGCCACCGGCUCGGUUCAAAGUCGCAGGA
Frankliniella occidentalis (western flower thrips) is the source of this 557-nucleotide messenger RNA. RefSeq lists its product as uncharacterized. The annotation marks the transcript as partial. Gene Ontology annotation, biological process: sensory perception of smell. The record is from RefSeq and is a predicted model, not a curated record. The transcript has 4 exons. NCBI's taxonomy places the organism in Eukaryota, Metazoa, Arthropoda, Insecta, Thysanoptera, Thripidae. Gene Ontology annotation, molecular function: olfactory receptor activity; odorant binding. Gene Ontology annotation, cellular component: membrane.